Messenger RNA from Malus domestica (apple), 1382 nucleotides. Its product is annotated as mitogen-activated protein kinase kinase 6. Gene Ontology annotation, molecular function: ATP binding; MAP kinase kinase activity. Gene Ontology annotation, biological process: MAPK cascade; protein phosphorylation. NCBI's taxonomy places the organism in Eukaryota, Viridiplantae, Streptophyta, Magnoliopsida, Rosales, Rosaceae. The record is from RefSeq and is a predicted model, not a curated record.
AUAAUUUUCGCGGUCUGCUCGUUUGAAUCUGUCUACUACUUUCAGUCAAUCAAGCCCAUCCAUCCUCCAUAAAAUUGAAAAACUCAGUCUCUGCCCCUCUCUCUCUCUCUCUCUCUCUCUCUCUCUCUGUCUGAUUUGAAACCCCAGCGACCAGUUCAAAAUCCAGCAGGACGAAAGAUGAAGACGAAGACGCCAUUGAAUUUGAACUUGAAGCAGCUCAAGCUCAAUGUCCCUGCUCAAGAAGCCAACAUCAAGUCCUUUCUGACUGCCAGUGGCACAUUUCAUGACGGCGAUCUGCGUCUGAACCAGAAAGGAUUGCGGCUUAUCUCUGAAGAAAAGGAGACCCCAGAUCAAACUUCUGACAGUAAGGAGCUCAACUUUGAAAUUACAUUGGAAGAUCUUGAGACUAUCAAAGUGAUCGGGAAGGGAAGUGGUGGUGUAGUACAACUUGUUCGUCAUAAAUGGGUCGGAAAACUAUUUGCCUUGAAGGUGAUUCAGAUGAACAUACAAGAGGAAAUUCGUAAACAGAUUGUGCAGGAGCUAAAAAUAAACCAAGCAGCACAAUGUCCACAUGUGGUGGUUUGUCACCACUCAUUCUAUCACAACGGGGCCAUUUCUCUUGUGUUAGAAUAUAUGGACCGGGGGUCUCUUGCAGAUGUGAUCAGACAAGUUAACACAAUUCUUGAACCAUAUCUUGCAGUCGUUUGUAAACAGGUUUUACAAGGUCUAGUGUACUUGCAUAAUGAAAGACAUGUGAUACAUAGAGACAUAAAACCAUCCAAUCUGCUAGUAAACCAUCAAGGGCAGGUGAAGAUCACCGAUUUUGGCGUGAGUGCUUCGCUAGCUAGCUCUAUGGGUCAAAGAGACACAUUCGUUGGUACUUACAAUUACAUGUCGCCGGAGAGGAUUAGCGGGAGUACUUAUGACUAUAGCAGUGAUAUUUGGAGUUUAGGCUUGGUGGUACUCGAGUGUGCCAUCGGUAGGUUUCCUUACAUGCAAUCUGAAGAUCAACAAAGCUGGCCAAGCUUUUAUGAGCUUUUGGAGGCAAUUGUGGAAAGUCCACCACCUUCAGCUCCUCCGGAUCAGUUCUCCCCCGAGUUCUGUUCUUUCGUGUCUUCCUGCAUACAGAAGGACCCUCAACGCAGAUCAUCAUCUUUGGACCUUUUGGGUCACCCCUUCAUCAAGAAAUUCGAAAACAAAGACAUUGAUCUCGGGAUUCUGGUUGGCAGCUUAGAACCUCCUGUAAAUUUUCCAAGAUAGUUCGUCGCUGCAAUGUAACAAUGUUUUCCCCAUAUGUAUCAGUGUUCAGUUUUGAUCAAACCAUUACAUGAAUUCUCUUGUAGUAACUACAGCUUUUCAUUCGAAGUAUUUGUUCUUAAAAA